Lytechinus pictus (painted urchin) is the source of this 3805-nucleotide messenger RNA. Its product is annotated as V-type proton ATPase subunit d 1-like. Gene Ontology annotation, cellular component: lysosomal membrane; proton-transporting V-type ATPase, V0 domain; early endosome. Gene Ontology annotation, molecular function: proton-transporting ATPase activity, rotational mechanism. Gene Ontology annotation, biological process: vacuolar acidification; vacuolar transport; proton transmembrane transport. The transcript has 7 exons. The coding region runs from base 84 to 1130 and encodes 348 amino acids. Lineage: Eukaryota; Metazoa; Echinodermata; Echinoidea; Temnopleuroida; Toxopneustidae. The record is from RefSeq and is a predicted model, not a curated record.
GAUUAUCUGAUCUGAUCUGGGAUCGGGAACUGAAGCAAAGAAGAGCGUAUUUUGACCAAAAUAUUUAUCCAAAUCUUGAUGAAAUGAAUGACGCAACAUUCAAUAUAGAUGGCGGGUAUCUUGAAGGACUUGUAAGAGGAUUCAAGGGUGGGAUCCUCAGACAACCAGAUUAUCUGAAUCUUGUGCAGUGUGAAAUCUUGGAAGAUUUGAAACUACAUCUACAGAGUACAGACUAUGGUAACUUCCUCCAGAAUGAGCCAUCGCCACUCACAGUAUCAGUCAUUGAUGACAAGCUGAAGGAGAAAUUAGUGACCGAGUUCCAGCAUAUGAGAAAUCAUGCCGUUGAACCCAUGUCAAAGUUCAUGGACUUUGUCACGUAUAGCUACAUGAUUGACAACAUCAUCCUGCUGAUCACAGGAACACUGCAUCAUCGUUCCAUCUCUGAACUCAUUCCAAAAUGCCAUCCGCUAGGCAGCUUUGAGCAGAUGGAAGCAGUCAAUGUUGCCCAAACACCAGCUGAUCUCUACAAUGCCAUCAUCGUCGAUACACCUCUUGCUCCCUUCUUCCAAGAUUGUAUCUCGGAGCAGGAUCUGGAUGAGAUGAACACAGAGAUCAUCCGUAAUACCCUGUACAAGGCCUACCUGGAGGCCUUCUACAAGCUCUGCAAGGAUAUUGGAGGGGCCACAGCAGACUCCAUGUGUACCAUCUUAGGGUUUGAAGCUGACCGUAGAGCGUUCAUCAUCACCAUCAACUCAUUUGGGACAGAACUGACCCGUGAGGAUCGAUCCAAGCUAUACCCCCGAUGUGGUCAGCUUCACCCAGAUGGGUUGGCAGCCCUGUCCAAGUGUGAUGACUAUGACCAGGUCAGAGCGGUUGCAGAAAGCUAUCCAGAGUACAAGAUGCUGUUUGAAGGUGCAGGAACUAAUCCAGGUGACAAGACUUUAGAGGACAAGUUCUUUGAGCAUGAGGUCAGGCUAAACAUCAAUGCAUUCCUCCAGCAGUUCCACUUUGGCGUCUUCUACGCUUACGUCAAACUCAAGGAGCAGGAGUGCAGGAACAUUGUAUGGAUCGCAGAGUGUGUAGCGCAACGGCAGCGGGGCAAGAUUGAUAACUACAUUCCCAUCAUGUAAAUCAUAUCAGAGAGUGAAUAUGUAAUUUAUAUAGUACGCAGGGUGUUCUGCAAAAACCUACCAAGUCAUAGUACCAAUUGGACAACUACCCUCUUCAUGUGCUCACAAGCUUCUCUUAAAUUUCAUCAAUGAAAGAAUCAUACAGAUAUCUGCUGAAAGAAAAUCCUAUAAAGCCAGUAGCUAUUUCAUAAAGAGUUAUAACUAUGGUAAUGUGCCGUUAUGGCAAGUACUAUGGUAACAAGGCCAAGCAGCAAAUCAAUAUGUUUCCAUGGUAGUUAACAUCAUGGCAAAGUUAUCAAAGUUAUAAAGUCUUAAUGAAAUGAAACACAGAUUUAGAAGAGCCGAUAGAUGCCCUAUCAUGUCUGAAUGUUAGGUAGUAUCCUUUUCCCGAUAAAUUCAUUUUUAAGCAUGGAUGCCAAAAUGUGAGAUGCUUACUGUUGUGCUUUUCGUAUUGACUGUCGUUCUGGUCCAUGCUAUAUCAUUGUCAAGAAAACUGUAUCACCAAACAACUUUUAGAAUUUUGAUGAUACACUGAUCAUAUACAGAAGAAAAUGAAAUAGUUUUGUAAAACACCCUGCAUAUGAGAAUAUUCCAUAUAAUUUAGAUUUCAUAAGUGACUCUUAUGUCAUGCAAACAUUUACCGGUAUCAGAAAAUUCAAUUUUUCAAAUUUCACUCAUACGCAAUAUGAUGAAGAGUUUAUGUUAUGUUCAUUGCAUGUCAAAGAUGUCCAUUGUGUAUGAAAAUAAGCAAUCAUGUCAGUUUAUAGUGGAUAGAUGAAUAUAAAAGAGAAAGAUGCAAUGAUUAAAGUAUAUGCUAUAUAUUUUAUGCCAUUGUAUUUCUUGGUAUUUAUCUGAAGGGUCUUGACCGACAACAAAAACAUGUAGAAUACUGAAGUAGGCAUUUCAUGACAGAAGAAAUACUCAGUUUUUACAUUGUCAUUGAUUUGUUUUCCUGUAUUUACUAUUCAACUGCAUUUCAACAAUGUCUUGGAUAUUAGUCAAUAGUAGUUUCGUUGUUGAUAAAUGUGUCCAUAGCCCUAAUUAUAUUAGGGGUGGGGGCUUCUUUGACAUUUCAGGCAAUGUUUCUGCAACACAGAAAGACAUCGACAGUGUUUCAUUUGUAUAUUUUUUUAGUCUUAUGCAUGUGUGACCAUUGGCUUUCGGUUCUGAAAGGCGCGUAAGCCAGAUAAAUAAUAUGCAUCAUUUUCAUGUGGGGCUUAUUAUAGGCCCCAAAUGUGAUAUACAAAUCUUUUACACUUACUAUUAUUUCCAGCCAAAUUCCUUUGGUAUGAUUGUUGAAUUGUUCAUACUUUUGAUGGACCCCCCCCCCCUUUAUUCAUUGUUGUACUCCAAAUAAUUGUAUACAAUAAUGUAUAAUUGCUUCCUUAGUUCGUACAAUAGGCAGCUAGUGAUCCCAUUGUUUCAAACAAAGUAAGGAACUGCCUACUGAUCCAAUUAUUUCGAUUUUGUUGAUUAUUAUGAUAUGAUAUUAUGAUUAUAAUGAGUUCAUGUAUUUGAGUGUCCAAAGUGAUGAAAUAUUACAGCUUAGCUUCAAAGAUAAUUAACAGAUAUUUAACUUGAUUUUUCAAUCUUCAUUUUUAACUCACAUGUGCAAUUUUAUGUAAGAUGUAAUCCAAUAUAAAUGUGUAUGUCUGCCAGCUCGUAGGGUGAAACAGAAAUUUAAAAAAAAAAGAAUAAAAACAUUUAAAUGUAUAGUAAGAUGUGGUAGUUACUAUUUAGUUCAUUUACAUGUUAGUUUAAGUCAAGUUUAUAUACUUCAUAUUCUAAAUAUUGAUACAUCAUGAUAACAUCCCCAUAUUUAUUUUACUUCAUUCUCUCUUGUCUAUUGAAAUUUCUGAUCAUCCGAAGUGAAUCUUCUUCGUAUAACGUGUUAGAAUUCCCACAAAGUAAUUUUGAAUGCACAGGUCUUUAUAAGAUUGUGAUUGGAAGCCUAUUUACUUGGUUUUAUCCAGAUUCACAACAUUUAGAGACACUCACUGCAUCCUAGUGAAAAAAAAAAAUUAGCCUAACAAGGACUGGUUAUAAAGAUCAGUUAGACUUCCUUUUCAAUAUGUGAAUCAUAUUUUAGAAAGAAUUAUCAAGCAAAAAAUGUAUAUUAUUUUCUUAUUUAAAAAAAAAAAAAAGGAAUUGACUAUGAAGUAAAUCUUAUCUGGGCUCUAAAUAUUCUACAGCAUAAUGGAUUUAUUCAGAGAUUUUCUUCGAUAACAGUUUUUCACCUCUGUGAUUUCAAUGACGGUCGUUAAAAUAUGUCGAUCAAUAUUUUGGUGCUAGCAUAGAUUAACAAAUGUUGCUACACCCCUACACCACAUUGUAAAUUUGUAAAUGAUUAUGAUAUUUGGUAAGACCUUUCCUCCUUGUUUAUAAACUAUUGUAUUAUUUGGUUUAAUUUUACAUGUAAGUCAUUUCAAUAGUGACCAAACUGCUAUGAAAAAAAUUCAAAUCAAGAAAGAAACAAAAAAUAGCAAGGCUUGUAUUAUGUGAUAUAUCUGUUAUUGGUUAUAGAGAAUGGUCAGUACUUGUCAAUUAAAUUUGUAUUGACAUUUGGUACAGUUUAUGGGUAUACAUUGAAAAAAAAGUUGUCAGAUGUGUUAGGUAACUAUCAGAAUUAUAUUAUAUAUAUAUUAAUAAAUGAAUUAUAUAUGUGAUAAAAAAGU